GGUACGACCAGUCGUCCGGUCGCGCGUUCUUGCAUCGACAUCGAAGAGUGGUUCCGUGCGUUCGUUCGGCCUGUGCUGUGCAUAACUCACACAAUUUCCACGCUGGAUUUUGGCGUGUGCGGUUGGUGAUGAUAGUGCAGAUCGUCCUCCGGUGAAGUUCGUGUCCUGGAGUCCGCCGGUGUGAUUGACCGAGUGCCAGUGUUUUUGUGGUGGUGAUGUGAGGCUCGGAUUAUGGUCGAGCAGCGCCCCAUGGACUCUCCUGCCGCAAUGAGCGUAGCCCGACGGACCUACGUUGUGCAUCCGCCGCACGUGUGGUCGCUCGAAACCUAAACCAUGAAGCCGAUAACGUUCGAAAACCUGCGGCGGCUGGUGGGCGGCGGUCGGAAAAAGAAGGAGAAGGAAUCGUCGUUCAAGCGGAGCGACUCCUUCAAGAGGAUAUCCAUCCGGAAGAGCUACCUCGACCGCGGGAAGAAGAAGCACAUCUCGAAACUCGAGGUGGCGACGCAGACCGUCGCCGAGGAGGACUUCUUGAAGAUCAUCGAGACCACGACGAAGGUGGAUUCGUGCGUGCAGGUCGACAAGUCGGAGUUGGGGACGUACGAGAGCGCCAAAGGCGCCAAAGGGAAAAAGGGCGACCGCAGCGGGCCCGGACAGAGUGUGAUCGCGUACGGUCAGUGGUUGAACGGCAUCCGCAAGGAUGAACCGGUUUCCGGGAUCAAGGGCUCCGAGAGGACCGUCAUUUACGUGCCCGCGUCGGACGAGGUCCGCCCGAGUUCGCCCGUCAUUCGCCAGCUCUCCUGUUCCCCGGUUUUCAGGAAGAGCAAACAGAGCCCGGGUUUGCAGAGGAAGGAAAGUAAUGACUCUGCGGUGGAAAUGUUCCCGUGGGGAGACUCAUCCGAUGUGAAAAAAUCCCCGCUGCUGCGAAGAAAAUCGCGCUUGAGUCCCGCCCCUCUGAUGCCGGAUUCGGGAACGGAGGAGAUGUGUUCGUUGUCGAUAAGUUUGGGACGGAUUUGGAUGGACGCCCCGCAGGGGAUGGCGCCGAGGAGCCUGGAGAUGCCGAAGCCGUCAGGAUCAGCGGCCCCGGCCCAUCACUCUUUAGACAGUGCUUUAAAAGACUUGAGGGACGACCCGAUCGUGAUAAAUCGCCUCCAGAAACGACCAACGCCUCCCGUCGCCAGGACUCUCUCCUCCACGAGUAACACCACAGUGUCCACCGGCUUGUUCUCAAGCAAGGACUCCGGGUUUUCCUUCUCCACGACCGCCCCCAAGCUCAGCAAUUUCCACGUUCCUUCCUCUAGAGGCUUCUUCCGGAAGAAGAAGCCCAAACCCAAGUUGUCCGUCAGCCGCGACGGCUACUUCAAGCGCACCAGCGGCCCUCUAGUCGAGACCAAGCGCAGCUCCGUCCGACGCCGCAGCAGCCGCAAGAAGAAGUCCAAAUCCAAGGGGAAAAAAUCCCGCAACUCCCCCCGCAACGACCUCUACCAAGUGGUCGUCAGCCGGCCCCCACGCUCGUUACGCUCCUUGAAGCUAGACCCGAUGAUAUUCGUUCCGCCCGAAAAACGAAAAACUUCCGUGACCCGGAAGCAGUCAUUUAAGGUCGGAAUGCGUGAAAUAAGGAAUUUCAACCCUCUAGACAGUUCGAUGUAUUCGAGCAGGAGUGUAAACGAGAGCGCGGAUGAGGGUCUAUACGAGAGCCUCCCCGGAGAAUACGACGAUCUCUCCGACGAACAGCCCCUCAGCGGACGCAUAUCACGCAUCAGCCUACGGGAGGAGGACUACGAUCUGCCCUCUAAUGAUUUCGCGAGCGCCACUCCGGUUUCGGAGGAGUCGAUCGGCUCGGGGGCGCUCAGCGACGACGACGGGAACGACAGGAGCUCGUCGUCGAAAUGCGGCAGCCCGUACGUGGUGCCGGGGGUGUCGCCGGUGCCGAGGAGGCGGCCGGUGAGGCGGAAGAAGUCGGGGCUGUCGCACAAGAGGAGCAUCACGUACGUGGUCAAACCGAACAUCAAGCGCGCGCCGUCGACGCUGAGGAGGCCGGCGAAGAAGUUAGGUGAUAUAACGCAGAAAGGAUAUGAGAAGAAGAGAACAAGACUUCUAUCCCCUUACGUGCCUAAACAAAACACAACCGGAGGCGGCGGAAAUGACGGAGGCAGCGGCAGCGGAGGCGGCGGCGGUGGCGGCGGCAAGCAACACACGAGACGGCGCACGCAACGGCGUGUCACGCACAAUGAGAAGAGAUACCAUUCAGAUGUGGGUGAUGGGCAAUCCAAGGAUGCGAGGGGCGUCAGUCCCGCCACGAGGGCUAUGCGAAGGGGUAACCGACGGCUUACACGAAACGAAAGCCGGUAUCACUCAGAGGUGCGACAAGAGGCCGUUCAACAAGCUCUCGCCCAGGCCAUGCAAAACAGGCACAAACCGUCGAUGCCGAUGCCGUCCAAACGCACAUCCGUUAUGGCCCGCAGCCCUGACAGAGACCAACACGAUUCCGAGUCUUCGUCCGAUGAAGACAGCAUAGUGAAUGAAGAAACGGUUGAAAGCACCCCAGAAAGGGAGAAAAUCAAGGACCGGAGCACGCCCCAGAUGUUCCCGCCGCCGCCUCUGUCGGACACCAGCAGCACGGGCUCGCCGCCCCCACUCCACCACAGAUCCCGCAUGCCGCCGCCGAACAACUGGGACCACAGGAGCAGGCAGGAGAUCACCGACAUCACGGACGUGUUGCAGAAUUUUCACCCAUACUCGCAGCCGCCAGAUGUCACGCACAACACAGCUCAAGGCGGCCGCAGAACGGCCGCCGAUAGGGUCAACAGGUACGCCUCUUCGGCGUCCGACGACACCAUGGGCACCGGGACCGGGCGGUGGAAGGUGUCCGCCAAAAUACAGCAGCUACUCAACACACUCAAAAGGCCUAAGAGACGCCCCCUGCCGGAAUUCUACGAAGACGACGACAUCGAGUUAGAAAUCGCCGCCAACCCCAAGGAUCCCAACGCCCCCAAACCUGAAGGCGGCUGCAUGAGCCCCGCCAUCGGCGAGCAACUAGUGGUACCAUCUGGUCUGCCCCGAAGUCUCGAAGCCGCCAUCACCCGCUACGGAAAUGGCACUUUCAAGGCCCUCGUGGCCACCGUUCUCGACCCAAACGGCAAACUAACGAACAGUUUAACCUACGGCAAGCUACUGAGUCGUUCGCACAAAAUCGCAUACGCUCUCUUAACGAAGUCGUUCAGUAAAAACGGCGACACCAGCUUGAAAUCAGGCGAUCGAGUCGCUCUAGUCUACCCCAACAACGACCCGAUCAACUUCCUCUGCGCCUUCUACGGCUGCCUCCAAGCCGGCAUCGUCCCGGUCCCCAUCGAGGUCCCGAUCACGCGUCGCGACGCCGGCUCCCUCCAGAUCGGCUUCCUCUUGGGCAGCUGCAGCGUGCAGGUGGCCCUCACCUCAGAAGCGUGUUUGAAGGGACUACCGAAAACCACGUCCGGCGAAGUGGUACAGUUCAAAGGGUGGCCGAGACUGACGUGGUUCGUGACGGAACACUUGACGAGGACCCCGAAGGACUGGACCCCGACGCCGAGACUGACAGAUGAGACGCCGGCGUACAUCGAGUAUAGUACGGAUAGGGACGGGUCGGUGAUGGGGGUUACCAUCACGAGGGCCGCGAUGGUCAAACACUGUAGGAUGCUCACCAUGGCUUGUAAUUACACAGAGGGUGAGAAUAUGGUGUGCGUCCUGGAUUUUAAACGGGAAGUAGGACUGUGGCACUCAGUAUUAAGUAGCGUGCUUAACGGAAUGCACGUCAUCUAUAUACCCUACGCGCUCAUGAAGGUCAACCCGGCUAGUUGGAUGCAGAUGAUUACGAAGUACCGGGCUUGCGUGGCGGUUGUCAAGUCGAGGGAUCUUCAUUGGGGGCUCUUGGCUACCAAGGACCACAAAGAUAUCAAUUUGUCAUCGCUAAGGAUGCUUUUGGUGGCCGACGGGGCGAACCCGUGGUCCCUGAGCUCCUGCGACCAGUUCCUAUCAGUAUUCCAGCCGAAGGGGCUGCGACCAGACGCGAUUUGCCCCUGCGCCAGCUCCAGCGAGGUGCUCACGGUAUCGGUGAGGCGACCAGGCCGAGGUGGAGUCAACGCCACAGGCCGGGGGGUGCUCUCAAUGCAGGGUUUGAGCUACGGGGUAGUCCGAGUAGACCAAGAGAACAGCUUAACCUCGCUGACCCUACAAGAUUGCGGUCAAGUAAUGCCAGGGUGUGUCAUCGUCGUGGUGAAGAUGGAGGGCCCGACGUAUCUGUGCAAGACCGACGAAGUCGGAGAGAUCUGCGUCAACUCAGGAGCUACCGGUACCCAAUACUGGGGACUUCAAGGUCUCAGCAACAGCACCUUCAAAGUCCAGCCGCUCGGCUCCGACGGACAACCCAUGUCCGACGCCGAGUACACCCGUUCCGGCUUGUUGGGCUUCCUCGGUCCCGGAGGUCUCGUCUUCGUGUGCGGCUCCCGCGACGGACUCAUGACGGUGACCGGGCGCAAGCACAACGCCGACGACAUCAUCGCCACAGUCCUGGCCGUCGAGCCCAUGAAGUUCAUCUACCGAGGACGCAUCGCCGUGUUCAGCAUUAGGGUGCUGCGAGACGAGCGGAUUUGCGUGAUCGCCGAACAACGACCCGACUGCAGCGAGGAAGAGUCUUUCCAGUGGAUGUCGCGCGUUUUGCAAGCCGUGGAUUCCAUACAUCAAGUCGGUAUUUAUUGUCUGGCCCUCGUUCCACCCAAUUUUCUACCGAAGACGCCGCUGGGGGGAAUCCAUCUCUCGGAAACUAAGAAGAGAUUUAUGGAGGGAGCUCUGCAUCCGGCCAACGUUCUGAUGUGUCCUCAUACGUGCGUCACGAACUUACCGAAGCCGAGGGAAGUUCAUUCAGCAACCGACUGUGUUUCAGACGUGGGUCCGGCGUCUGUAAUCGUCGGAAAUCUCGUUCAAGGUAAUAGGCUCGCUAGCGCGCAAGGUAGGGACAUUGGAGGUCUCGACGAGGAGAGCGAUUCCUCGAAGAAGCAGCAGUUCAUCGCCGAGAUCCUGCGCUGGAGGGCGCAGUGCACCUCCGACCACGUGCUCUUCACCCUCCUGAACAGCAAGGGCGCGGUGGCGAAGGUCCUGUCCUGCUCCGAGUUACACAAACGGGCCGAGCGCAUAGGCAACCUGCUGAACGAGAAGGGCCGGAUCAACACCGGCGACCACGUGGCCCUGAUCUUCCCGCCCGGCCUCGACCUGAUCUGCGCUUUCUACGGCUGCCUCUACAUCGGCGCGGUCCCGGUCACCAUCCGCCCGCCGCACCCGCAGAACCUCCAGACCACGCUGCCGACGGUGCGCAUGAUCGUCGACGUCUCCAAGUCCGUACUGGUGCUAUCCACGCAAGCUGUGAUCAAACUGCUUCGAUCGAAAGAAGCUAGUAAUGUGGUGGAUAUUAAAUCCUGGCCGGCGAUUUUGGACACGGACGACAUGCCUAAGAAGAAGUUGCCCGUGGUUUAUAGAGCGCCGACGGCGGAAAUGUUGGCUUAUCUUGAUUUUAGCGUUUCGACGACGGGGAUGCUGGCCGGGAUCAAGAUGUCGCACGCUGCGGUCACUAAUUUGUGUAGGAGUAUGAAACUAGCAUGCGAACUGUAUCCCAGUAGGCAUAUAGCGCUUUGUUUAGACCCGUAUUGUGGACUAGGAUUCGCACUGUGGUGCUUGAGUAGCAUAUACUCCGGCCACCACUCCAUCCUCAUCCCCCCAUCCGAGGUGGAAAUGAACCCCUCCCUCUGGCUCUCCGCCGUGAGCCAAUACAAAGUCCGCGACACCUUCUGCUCGUACGGCGUGAUGGAGCUCUGCACCAAAGGCCUCGGCUCCUCGGUCAACCAGCUCAAAUCCCGCGGCGUGAACCUGGCCUGCGUCCGAACCUGCGUCGUCGUGGCCGAGGAGCGCCCUCGAAUCAACCUCACCACCAGCUUCUCCAAGCUGUUCAGCGCCCUGGGACUCAGUCCCCGGGCCGUCUCCACCUCGUUCGGCUGCAGAGUGAACGUCGCCAUAUGCCUGCAGGGCGCCUCGAGUCCGGAACCUUCGACGGUUUACGUCGAUCUCAGGGCCCUGCGUAACGACAGGGUCAGUCUGGUGGAGAGGGGCAGCCCCCAUAGUCUUUGCUUAAUGGAGAGUGGCAAGUUACUGCCGGGUGUUAAAGUGAUUAUAGCGAAUCCGGAGAGUAAAGGGCAGUGCGGCGACUCGCAUUUGGGGGAGAUUUGGGUACAGAGUGGCCAUUCGGCUAGUGGAUAUUUUACGAUUUAUGGGGACGAGAGCGAGUAUGGAGACCAUUUCAAUGCCAGACUGGUCACGGGAAAUACAGGCGAGGUGUACGCCAGGACGGGCUACCUGGGAUUUUUGCGACGCACGGAAGGCACCCAAUCCACCUGUCCGGCCGAAGAAACUAUAUUAGGUAGGGAAAGCGAUACGGAAUCGUUAGGCUCAUCACAACACCUAGUCAGUUCAGAUUCUCCAGAGUUGCACGACGCCGUGUUUGUCGUCGGCGCUCUGGACGAAACGAUUAUGCUGCGAGGGAUGAGGUACCAUCCCAUAGACAUCGAGAACAGCGUGCUCAGAUGCCAUAAGAAGAUUGCCGAAUGUGCUGUGUUCACUUGGACCAAUUUGCUGGUGGUGGUCGUGGAGCUGGACGGCAACGAAAGCGAGGCCCUCGAUCUCGUGCCGCUGGUGACGAACACCGUCUUAGAAGAACACCAUUUGAUCGUGGGGGUGGUGGUGGUGGUGGACCCCGGCGUGGUCCCCAUAAACUCGCGCGGCGAAAAGCAGCGCAUGCAUUUACGCGAUGGCUUCUUAGCUGACCAACUCGACCCCAUUUAUGUCGCUUACAAUAUGUAAAGAUACGGUGUUACUAGUAGAAUUUAACGAAUGUGUUUGGAAGCAUUCGCAUGUUAUUGUAAGCAUAUCUGCCAUGAAUUCGUGAUUUUAUAAUUUUAGUAUUUUAGAUUUAUGUUUUAGUAUUAUAAUUUAGGACGGAAAAAUAUUUUGAAAAAUUUUUACAAAAUUCGAUUCGGCUCAAGUUUCUAAUAACGUCUGAACAUUUUCACAGUAGAUUUAGUGACAAUGUGUAGAUGUAUAUAAUACAGCCUGCUCGGCUCUAAUGUAUAGUUUAUUGUAAUUUUAGACUGUACAGACAGGUCAGACUUUUGCUUUCACCUUGUGCAAUACUUCUCUGUUUUAAAUUCAUCACUGUGUUUGUGAUUUUCGUUUUAUUUUCCUAUUGUGAUUAUGUUUUUUAGUUUUAAGUUUAUAUGUACAUAUGGCAUUCGAUUCAACCAUUAUUUUAUAUUAUUAUACACAUUAAAAGUGCGGAUAUAGUACUCUAGUCUCAUUUUUUAUAUAUUCGCCUGCUGCAUUUUCCCUAACACUUCAGGUUGUAACGAAAUUUCUUUUACAAAAAUAUGCGCUUUUUUUCUAUUUUUAUAACGCCACCUUUAUCACUGUCUACGAUCAAUUUUGACGAUCUUUUUGUGUUCAGUGCUGACAAUUAAAAUAUUUAUGCUUUGUUUUUACAAUAGUACGCACCAAUAAUUCUGUGUCUACAGAACGUGACAAUAGAUUAAUUUAUGUACAUAUUACUGUAGUGUUGAAAUUUAUUAUUCAUUGUAUUUGAGUACUUUUUGUUAAAAAUAUAUUUACGGAAAUUGUGGACACAGUCGCAAAUAAACAUUGAAUGUACCUUUAUAAAAA
Molecule: messenger RNA, 7731 nt
Organism: Zophobas morio
Lineage: Eukaryota; Metazoa; Arthropoda; Insecta; Coleoptera; Tenebrionidae
Gene: DIP2
Product: disco-interacting protein 2
Exons: 16
Coding region: 334-6879 (2181 amino acids)
Source: RefSeq, a predicted model, not a curated record